CCGGCUACUUUCUCUCUCCUCGGUUCCAGCUUCGCCACGUCAGCAUCUCCCGUGGUAGUCGAGAAAAUCAGGCCGUACCCGAGAAAAGCCGAGAAAACGGUAUUCUCAACGAUCAAAGAGCUAACUCUCACGUCAGGCCCAGGCCCAGGCCCAUUGGGCCGACAAUGCGAUGUCCGGCACAAUUCGCCGGCGAUGGUGUUCAGCGCCGGAGGGUACACCGGGAACCUGUUUCACGACUUUAUCGACGGCCUCGUUCCGCUAUUCAUCACCGUGAACUCGGUUUUCCCGGACCGGGAUUUCGUCCCGGUCGUACCGGAUGCUCGGAAUUGGUGGGUUUCCAAGUACUCGCAAGUUCUAGAAGCUUUCACCAAUCACAGAAUCAUAUCCUUCGAGAACGAGACUUCAACCCAUUGUUUCACUUCAGCCCACGUGGGUGUAAUCUCGCAUGGGGUGAUGACCAUUGACCCAGCCCAAAUACCCAAUUCAAGAUCCUUCGUUGACUUCCACAAUUUACUGGACAAGGCCUUUACUCACGGCCCAAUUCAAAGCCCAGCCCAUUUAUCAUCCCCCCGGAAACCUCGUCUUGUCCUGGUGAGCAGAUAUGGCAAAGUGGGUCGUGUCAUAACGAACGAGAAGAAGGUAAAAAGAAUGAUCGAAGACAUUGGAUUCGAGGUAAUCAGGUUCAGACCGACCAAGAAGACGUCGUUGCCGGAAGCAUAUAAGCUGAUAAAGUCGAGCCACGCCAUGCUGGGGGUUCACGGCGCGGCCCUGACCCACUCGUUGUUCCUUAGACCCGGUUCGGUAUUGGUGCAGGUGGUUCCCGUGGGGUUGGACUGGAUGGCCAAAGUCUGUUUCGAGAAAUCGGCCAAGGCGAUGGGGUUGGAGUAUUUGGAAUAUAGAAUAGAUGUCGAAGAGAGCACGUUGAAGGACAAGUAUGGUAAAGAAGAUAUGGUCUUGAAAGAUCCAGUGGCUUUUCGAGGGUCGGAAUGGAAUUUCACAAAGAUGAAUGUGUAUUUGAAGGAACAAAACUUGAGGCUUGAUAGAGUUCGGUUAAGGAAUUUUAUGAUCCAAGCUUAUAACAAGGCUAAGGAGUUCAUGCACGUGCAUGGCUGAUCUA
Messenger RNA from Tarenaya hassleriana, 1117 nucleotides. RefSeq names its product protein O-linked-mannose beta-1,4-N-acetylglucosaminyltransferase 2-like. The record is from RefSeq and is a predicted model, not a curated record. Gene Ontology annotation, molecular function: glycosyltransferase activity. The annotation marks the transcript as partial. The transcript has a single exon. NCBI's taxonomy places the organism in Eukaryota, Viridiplantae, Streptophyta, Magnoliopsida, Brassicales, Cleomaceae.